GAUAGAGGUGUUAAUUGGGCAUGCUUCCAUCCAACAUUGCCUCUGAUUGUUUCUGGAGCAGAUGAUCGUCAGAUUAAAAUGUGGAGAAUGAAUGAUGCCAAAGCUUGGGAGGUUGAUACUUGUCGGGGACAUUAUAAUAAUGUCUCUUGUGUUUUGUUCCAUCCUAGACAGGACUUAAUUCUCUCAAAUUCUGAAGAUAAAAGUAUCCGCGUUUGGGAUAUGUCAAAACGUACUUGUUUGCACACAUUUAGAAGAGAACACGAGAGAUUUUGGGUCAUCACAGCACAUCCUACAUUGAAUCUGUUUGCUGCUGGUCAUGAUUCAGGAAUGAUUAUUUUCAAAUUAGAAAGAGAACGUCCUGCAUAUGCUGUAUACGGAAACGUUCUUUAUUAUGUGAAAGAACGGUUUCUUAGAAAAUUGGACUUCACUACUUCAAAAGAUACAUCUAUUAUGCAAAUCCGAGGAGGUGGAAAGACACCUCCUUAUAGCAUGUCGUAUAAUCAAGCUGAGAACGCUGUUUUAAUCUGUACUAGAUCAGCUAAUAAUGUCGAAAAUAGCACUUACGAUCUAUAUUUGAUACCGCGCGAAGGU
Messenger RNA from Bombus impatiens (common eastern bumble bee), 591 nucleotides. RefSeq names its product coatomer subunit alpha-like. Gene Ontology annotation, biological process: endoplasmic reticulum to Golgi vesicle-mediated transport; retrograde vesicle-mediated transport, Golgi to endoplasmic reticulum; intracellular protein transport. The record is from RefSeq and is a predicted model, not a curated record. Gene Ontology annotation, cellular component: COPI vesicle coat. The annotation marks the transcript as partial. The transcript has a single exon. Lineage: Eukaryota; Metazoa; Arthropoda; Insecta; Hymenoptera; Apidae. Gene Ontology annotation, molecular function: protein binding.